Messenger RNA from Dufourea novaeangliae, 608 nucleotides. RefSeq names its product UDP-glucuronosyltransferase 2B1-like. The transcript has 3 exons. Gene Ontology annotation, molecular function: UDP-glycosyltransferase activity. Bases 150 to 608 code for a protein of 152 amino acids. The record is from RefSeq and is a predicted model, not a curated record. Lineage: Eukaryota; Metazoa; Arthropoda; Insecta; Hymenoptera; Halictidae.
UAACAGUUGAAAGGAAUAUUACAUUUAAUUGAAUUCGACGAGUGUGAACUAUUCGUGCAAAACUUCAAUUGAGCCUCAAUCCAAGUUCUUAAACGGCAACGAGGAUCAAGGGACAUGUUCUAACAACUAUGUAUUGCAGUUUCCCUUAAAUGAUCACUUCUAAUCAAACUUUUUACCCCAUAGCACAUCCGAACAUUGUAUUGUACAUCUAUCAAGGGGGUCUUCAAAGUACAGAGGAGGCCAUAGAGUACGCAGUACCGGUGUUAGGCAUGCCUGUUUUCGCAGAUCAGAACACUAAUGUCAACCUGUUAGUACAAUAUGGAGUAGCGAAGUCACUGGAUCUCUCACAUCUCACGAAGGAAACGUUCAAACAAGCCGUGACUGAAAUAAUUACAAAUCGAAAAUACAAAGAAAACGUCACAAAGCUCCGCGACCUGUUCAGAGAUCUGCCCUAUCAGCCAAUGGAGCACGCUACGUGGUGGAUAGAACACGUUAUCCGUCACAAAGGAGCGAAACAUCUUCGCAGUGGGUCACGGGACUUGGACUUGUGGAAGUUCCACCACUUAGACAUUCUAGCGAAAGAUUAUGCAAUAUAUGAAACGCAAUGA